GGGAGGGAGGGAGGGAAGCGGCAGCCCCGAGCGGGAGGCGAGGGAGGCGGCGCGCCGGGAGCCAUGCGGGAGUACAAGGUGGUGGUGCUGGGCUCGGGCGGCGUGGGCAAGUCCGCCCUCACCGUCCAGUUCGUGACCGGCUCGUUCAUCGAGAAGUACGACCCCACCAUCGAGGACUUCUACCGCAAGGAGAUCGAGGUGGACUCCUCGCCGUCGGUGCUGGAGAUCCUGGACACGGCGGGCACCGAGCAGUUCGCCUCCAUGCGGGACCUCUACAUCAAGAACGGGCAGGGCUUCAUCCUGGUCUACAGCCUGGUCAACCAGCAGAGCUUCCAGGACAUCAAGCCCAUGCGGGACCAGAUCAUCCGCGUCAAGAGGUACGAGCGGGUGCCCAUGAUCCUGGUGGGCAACAAGGUGGACCUGGAGGGCGAGCGGGAGGUCUCCUUCGGGGAAGGCAAGGCGCUGGCCGAGGAGUGGAGCUGCCCCUUCAUGGAGACCUCGGCCAAAAACAAAGCCUCGGUGGACGAGCUCUUCGCCGAGAUCGUCAGGCAGAUGAACUACGCCUCGCAGCCCAACGGGGACGAGCAGUGCUGCGCCGCCUGCGCCAUCCUCUGAGGGCGGCCGGCGGCCGGGGCUGCGGGAACAAAGGUCCGCGGCGGCCGGCACCGAGAGCACCGGGACCGAGCACCGGGCACCGCCACCGGGCACCGCCACCGGCACCGCCACGGGCACCGGCACCGGCACGGCCGGGGGGCGGGCGCGGCGCCCCGGGCAUCCGCGGGGGGGAAGAAAAAAAAAAA
Molecule: messenger RNA, 800 nt
Organism: Oxyura jamaicensis (ruddy duck)
Lineage: Eukaryota; Metazoa; Chordata; Aves; Anseriformes; Anatidae
Gene: RAP2B
Product: RAP2B, member of RAS oncogene family
Exons: 1
Coding region: 64-615 (183 amino acids)
Biological process (GO): negative regulation of cell migration; Rap protein signal transduction
Cellular component (GO): plasma membrane
Molecular function (GO): GDP binding; GTP binding; GTPase activity
Source: RefSeq, a predicted model, not a curated record